AUGACGGACGCUAAAGAAUCGGACAUUAGUUCGGCCAAUGUGGAAAUGGUCGAGUCGAUUGCUGGCCAUAACAUCUCUCCACCGAACGAAGAUAUCUCUCCUCCGAAUGAAAUGAAGCGGGAGUUGGAUGGAGAGCUGGAGGAAAAAACCACUGCAAAGGCGUGGCUCUCUAUCUUCUUCCUCGCUCUGUCGUUCGGAGGCCCGUUCUGGGCCACGCCAACCACGGCCGCGAUCUCUUCGCAGUUGCUUGGGACUUUCGGCCAUGCCGAGCUCGCGGCGUGGGUCGUGCCGUGCAUCACGACAGCUGCAGCCGUGACUAUCCUCAUCUUCGGGGCCAACUCAGACCUCUUCGGCCGCCGGUAUUUCCUCCUGUCGGCCAAUGUUAUAACCGCCGUGUCGUACAUCAUUUGCGCCCGGGCAAACUCGACUUCCAUGCUCAUUGCGGGGCUCAGUCUCAACGGCGUCGGCUCCGGAAUCAGCGGGGUUGCUCUCAUUGCGGUCCCAGAGCUGAUGCCCAAUAAAUAUCGCCACAUUGGAGUGGUGCUUGCAGAUACGAUCGUGUAUAUCAUGAUUGUAAUCGGACCUAUCGUGGGUCGCUUCGCAAUACUCCACGACGAGCGGUGGCGUUACCUUUACUGGGCAGGCUUUAUCAUAGAAGUCGUGGCGACGAUCGGGCUCUUCUUUCUCUACCACCCUCCCAAGCAUUUAAGGGGCAUUCCGUGGAAAGAGGCCAUCAGAGGUCUCGACUGGAUUGGCGGCAUCCUCUUCACAACUGGCGCCGUUCUCGUCCUUGUCGGCAUCGUGUACACCUCGUACCUGCCAAGCACAGACAGGAGGGUUCUGGCUUGUCUCUGUGUUGGGUUCGCGGUCAUCGCUGCUUUUGGGGCCUGGGAAAGAUUUGGCCCUGUCAAGUACCCGCUCUGCCCGCCCGAAAUCUUCACGAGCCAUUACGGCCGGGAGUUUACAGUGCCUUUCUUCCUGGCGUUCAUUAUGGUCGGGUUCUUCUACGGAACUGCCGUCAUCUACCCCACUGUGUUAAAUUCCUUUUACAUUGACGAAACAACCUCUGUCUCCAAAGAACUCCUCCUCACACUCCCCAGCUCAGUACCAAUCCCGGUUGGAGCGGCACUCCUCUCGCUGUUUGGCAACAAAAUCGGCCACUGGAAAUGGCAGAUGGUUGCCUCCACCACGUCUCUCGUCAUCUGGGGCAGCCUACUCGCCCUCAUCACGCCAUACAACAAAGCGAUGAUCAUCACAUUCGUCGCCCUAUGCCAACUCUCGUACGGAUGGGCCGCCUAUCUGUCCGUCACCUUCACCCAGCUAGGCGUCCCGCAGGAGAUGCUCGGCAUCUCGGGCGGCCUCGCCGGCACGGCCCGCUACGCCGGCGGCGCCGUGGCGGCGGCGUGCUACUCCAGCGCCAUCAGCAACGGCAUCGCCAAGAGGGGCGCCGAGCUGAUCCCCCGCGCGGCCCUCGACGCCGGGCUGCCGGAGUCGUCGCUCGCCCAGGUGGUCGCGGCAGCGGGGCAGGGAGCCACGGCGCUCUCCAAGAUCCCCGGGGUGAACCAGGAGGUGAUUGAGGCUGUGGGCACUGCGUACAAGAAUGCUGCGCUGGCUUCGAUGGCUUUCGGGGUGGUGGGCAUCAUCUUGGCGCUUCUGUGUGAGGACAUCGGGCCAAAGAUGACGAAGAAGAUUGAGGUAUUUCUGGAGAAUGAUGCGCUUGCUGAGAAGAACAAGUAUCAUUGA
Molecule: messenger RNA, 1743 nt
Organism: Phialemonium atrogriseum
Lineage: Eukaryota; Fungi; Ascomycota; Sordariomycetes; Cephalothecales; Cephalothecaceae
Product: fungal trichothecene efflux pump
Exons: 6
Coding region: 1-1743 (580 amino acids)
Biological process (GO): transmembrane transport
Cellular component (GO): plasma membrane
Molecular function (GO): transmembrane transporter activity
Source: RefSeq, a predicted model, not a curated record